Camelina sativa (false flax) is the source of this 1123-nucleotide messenger RNA. NCBI's taxonomy places the organism in Eukaryota, Viridiplantae, Streptophyta, Magnoliopsida, Brassicales, Brassicaceae. The record is from RefSeq and is a predicted model, not a curated record.
AUGGUAUGCUUUGUCUAUAAAAUUGCUCUGUUUUGCUCUGUGUUUAAGGCUGAGUUUGAAGUUAACCACCCAGACGAGUACAUCACAUUGAUUUGGGGAACGAUUAGAGAUGAUUACAUAUCUGAGAGUCGUAUCAUCAAUAUUGAGGACCUGGAUGGAUUAGACUUAGAGGAGUUAAACCCUCCACUUGAAAAUUUCACUAUACAAACUAGUCGAAUGGAAGAGAAUCCUAGGUCUAAAUUUGGGGUGUCGGAGCUUCAGUUCAAGACAUCAUGCGGGAGAACAUCUCAGGUGUUUGGUUCGCCCGGUUUGGGUGGAAUCAUUGGGGACGCUUGGGACGAUGGGGUUUACGACUGUGUAAGGAAAGUGCGUGUUGGAGAAGAUGCUGGUCGUGUCUCCUCCAUUGAAUUCGUAUACAGUAAUGGAGAUCAGCUGAUAACAUAUUGUCACGGCAAAAAGUUACAAGAACACGAUAGAUAUCGUUUCAUUUCGUCUUUAACCUUCAAAACAUCAAAGGAUAGAGACUCUGAGGUAUUUGGGAAACCGAAGGGUACCAAAUUCGUUCUCAUGGCAAAGUUUGAUAAGCUUGUCGGGUUCCGAGGAAGGUCUUUCGGUAAUCGUGUCACUGCUCUCGGAGCAAAUUUUGCGGUGGUGGUAGCUCCUCCAGUGAAGAAACUAGAAGCAAAAGGUGGGGAUCCUGGUUGCGAGGAGUGGGAUGAUGGGAUCCACGAAGGUGUUUACAAGAUAAUAUUUAAGCUAAGGUUAGGAGAUGAAUACAUCACAUCCGUUGAAGGACACUACGGUCAAAGACUGCCACUUUCUGGAAUGGUGCGUGAAGUGAUUGAACUUAUUGGAUUCAAAUACAUAACGAUGCUUAAGUUCAAGACAAACAAGGGUAUAACAUAUGAAGCGUUAGGUAACGAAGAAGAAGAUCAUGAGUAUGUGGGAGAAUCGUUCGUGUUGGGGAUGGAAGGUCACAAGAUUGUUGGGUUCCAUUGCAAGUUUACAUUUGAUACUGUUCAUCAAAUUGGUGUUUACGUCAAGCCAAUCGAUAACCCUUAAAACAUUUUUUAUUUUAUAAAGAGCAGAAGCUAUAUAUGCUCUCCCUAAGUACCUUUUUAUG